Molecule: messenger RNA, 2526 nt
Organism: Solea senegalensis (Senegalese sole)
Lineage: Eukaryota; Metazoa; Chordata; Actinopteri; Pleuronectiformes; Soleidae
Product: B-cell receptor CD22-like
Exons: 10
Coding region: 532-1758 (408 amino acids)
Source: RefSeq, a predicted model, not a curated record
CGACUAGACUCUGUUUCUCAUGUAAUUACACACAUAGGCUGAUUCAUUGCAUCUGGGAGGACUCUCUUUUCCUCUCCUCUCAUUCAAACUUCAGGAAACAUUAAAACAUUUGGCCAGGUCGUGUUCCAGCACAGAAUGUAAGUUACAGACUACAACGACAACACAAUGAAUGAGAAGAUUUAUGCUUAAGAAGAUUGACUCACAUGGAGAUUAUAUCAGUUUUAAAUUAAAGACUUCAACUUCAAAGGUGACGACUGGCUUCACUGUACUGGCACUCGAAGUGUGAGGUUACUGACCCCCAAAAAAGAAAAGAACUGCGACAAAACUUUUCAGCGACAGUUCAAUUAUUUCUCUCAACCGAAACCACCUGCGCCUGUUUCCAACAGAAAAGAGAGGAACAUCUGGAUGAGAGGAGCAGGAAAGAGAAGCACCGGGCAGACUGGUUGUUGAAGCAACACAAGCGCUCGAGGCGGACAGGGAGGACGGUGGGAAGAGCAGGAGGGCCGGGAGAUAAAGCACCUCAGCAGAAAUAUGCAGAAGACAGGAGGACAAGUUGCACGGAGCUGCUGGCUGCUCCUCACGCUCUCACUUAAAGGUAUUUUUGCAGGUGAUUGGUCGGUCCGUCUCCCGUCCAGUCCCAUCUGUGCCGUGACUGGUUCUUCGGUGGUUUUCCCUUGUUCCUAUGACUACCCCCAAAGUUUAAAUGAAGCCAAGGGAGCGACACAGCUCUCCACUCAGGGUGGAGGAGGAGGAGAACAGUACAAAGUUCUGUCUGAGAUGUGGUGUCUUGGAGAGAGUCGUUGUAUCACUCCAAGGUAUGUGUUCCACAGUGCUGGUAUUUUCCCACAUCCAUCCUACCAGAACAGGGUGAAGUACAUGGGACAACCAGGAACAAAGAACUGCUCCCUGAAGAUCUCUGACCUGAGGCUGUCAGACAGUGGAAACUAUGUGUUUUACCUCAUCACCAGCCAUCCAACGCAGAAGAUGCCAGAGCAGAGAGGCAUACAGCUACUGGUGGCAGAUUCAUCCAGUGCAGUCACAAUGUCAGUGAGUCCGUCCAGCGGCGUCACUGAGGGUUCGUCCGUACAUAUGUUCUGCUGCAGCCCUUCAGCGAGUCCACAGGCCCGAUUCAGGUGGUUCCUGACUAACAGCACCACCCCGAGGUUUAAUGGACAGGUGUGGAACAUCAGUGAUGUCACCGCUGAUGUCUCUGGCUCCUACCACUGUCAGAUGCAGACUGGAGACAGACUGCGUGACUCGGCAACACAAGCCAUUGAUGUGGAGUAUUCACCUCGGAACACAGCAGUUUCCAUCUCUUCAGAUGCACAAGUAGAACUUCCCAUGACUCUGACCUGCAGCAGUGAUGCUAACCCACCUGUGCACACGUUCAGCUGGUACCAGGGUGCAGCGUGUCACCCUGACACAGACAAAAGCUUUCAUCCAGCACGACAAGUCACGGCCACAGCCACAGGAAGAAGCUCCAAUCUCAGGAGAGCCAAUGUCAGGGCUGAGCAAUACGGGCAGCACUGCUGUGUGGCACGCAACAUACAUGGAUCACAGACUGUCAGUGUGACACUCACAGAUUCCAGAGCAACAACUCCUUCUGAAUCUACGGGAAACAGAGCUGUACUUAUUGGUUUGGCCAUCUGUGUCCUAUUGGCUGCUAUGGCCUUAGUUGCAUUUUUUGUGAGAAGGAGACAGAAGUCAUCCCAAAAUCAAUCGUAUGCUCUGGCUCCAACAGCUGCUCCAGAGCCUUAAGCACUCAGGAGGCUGCACACUCCUGCACACACUCAUGCCUGCUCAAGCGAGGACCAGAGUAUGCCAACGUCAGCGUUUGUACAGAAUAUUAACAUUAUAAACAGGUACCUACCUUAUAACAUGUAGAAAAGCGGCAUUUUCAUAUUGCGUAUAAACCUGGAGUCUGCUCUUCUCUCUGUACUUCUUCUCUACUUCAUUUGUUUUCCUGUACCUGUAGUAAUUUUACAUUUAAUGUCAGAGCUUUUGUGCUCUGUUCUGCGUGUUUACAUCGAGGUAAGUUACACUUUCAGGACAAAGACAUCUCACCUAACCAAAGGCAGUUAUAGUUAUAGUUGUAGUUGUAAUUUUAGUUUUAGUUUUAGACAUGUAAAAAAAAAUCCUGAAGAGAAACUGGUGUGAUUAGUCUUUAUUCUACAGUUUUUUUUCACAUGUUCUUAGCAACUAUUUUCUAAUGUGUGAAGAGGAGAAACUCUGUAUCUGAUUUAGUUUUUAGGGUCUUAAAGUUUUCACUUUGGUGCAUCCACCGUCACACCUCACAUUGUCAGGGGAACGUUACAUGUGCAUGCUCUUUAACCUGCUUGACUCCAUGACUGAAAUCAUGCACACAGAAGAAAAGCAACUUUACCUUGGCUGGACAUCACAUGACAGACAUCACACUCCAUCCCUAAGCAGGAUAUACAGUAGCACUGGAAAAAAAUUUUAUUUUAACGUAAUGAGAUGAGCAUGUUGAAGCUGAAACAAAUUAAACAGUGUUGAAAUACCUCCUUA